Messenger RNA from Triticum aestivum (bread wheat), 1339 nucleotides. Its product is annotated as protein trichome birefringence-like 11. Gene Ontology annotation, cellular component: Golgi apparatus. The record is from RefSeq and is a predicted model, not a curated record. Bases 288 to 1322 code for a protein of 344 amino acids. Gene Ontology annotation, molecular function: O-acetyltransferase activity. The transcript has 3 exons. NCBI's taxonomy places the organism in Eukaryota, Viridiplantae, Streptophyta, Magnoliopsida, Poales, Poaceae.
CUCCGCAACCGGAACGCACUCCGCCAAGUUUCCUCCACUACCAGCGUCGGUUCCUCCACUGAAUCCAGGAGCAACCGAACAACAAAGCAGCCGUUCUCUCUUCCUUCCUCGCUUUGUUUCAGGGAAAGCAACCGUUCUCAAAACACAAGAAACAACAAGAGCAGAUUUUCCACGCCAGCAAGCGAUCAAACCCAAGCGAUCGAUCCUCUACACUACGUGCCACUACUACGUGACAUGCCACGCAGACACGGCCAAGUCUCGAGCGGCAGCGGGGAGGAGAGCGCGCCAUGGUCAUGGAGAUGGCGAGCGCGAGGAGGCGGGCGAGGCAGCUCAGCGGCGACCACGCCGUGCUCUGGAGCGCCUGCGUCCUCCUCUCCGCCGCCUCGCUGCUCCUCGCCGCCACCCUCUCCUCGGGCUUCGGGGCCGCCAGGCUCUCCGCCGGAGAGGUCAGCGUGGUCGUGCGGGCGAGCACCGGCGCUGUCGUCGUGACGACGGACGGAGACGCUGCCGUCGACAACGGCCGCGGGCACUGCGGCGACGCUGAUCACGACGGCAUGCUAACCGACGGCGAGUGGGUGCGCGAGGAAGCGGGCGUGGCCCCUCUCUACGACUCGAGGGAGUGCCCGUUCGUCGACGUGGGGUUCCGGUGCCGGGAGAACGGCCGGCCGGACGACGGGUACGCCCGGUGGAGGUGGCGGCCGAGGCACUGCGAGCUCCCGAGGUUCGACGCCGAGAAGCUGCUGGAGGUGCUCCGGAACCGCCGGCUGGUGUUCGUCGGUGACUCCAUCGGGCGCAACCAGUGGGAGUCGAUGCUCUGCAUGCUCUCCUCGGCCGUCGCCGACGCCGGGGCCUCGGUGCGCGAGGAGCACGGGAGCCCCAUCACCAAGCACAAGGGCUUCCUCUCCUUCCGGUUCCUCCGCCACAACCUCACGGUGGAGCACUACCGGUCGCCGUACCUGGUCCGGCGCGGCGGCCGCCCCCGCCGCGCGCCCAGGCACGUCCGCUCCACGCUCCAGCUCCGCGCCAUGGACUCCAGGGCGCACCUGUGGAAGGGCGCCGACGUGCUCGUCUUCAACUCCGGCCACUGGUGGAACCACGACCGGCUCCAGCAGCUGCAUUGCUACUUCCAGGAAGGCAAGAGGCUGAGGCUGGACAUGAGCGUGGAGGCGGCCUACCAGAGGGCCAUGGACACAGUGCACGAAUGGGUCCAGAAGGAGGUGGACGCCGGCAAGACCCUGGCCGUGUUCAGAACCUACUCGCCGGCGCACAAUAGGCACGUCUCCUCUGCUGGUCUUGUGAAUUUCAGCCAUGAUUUGCACUGAUAAGUAGCAAUUUGCUU